AUGAUCCCCCAGGGCUGGACAAGCACAGCGGCUUUCCCCUUCAGCAUCUCGCCGUUCAGCUUCGUCGAUUCUCAAGGUCAUUGGAUCAGGCGCAACAAGCUGGACUCCAACGAGGAGAUCAAGGGCACCGAGUCUGCUUCAAACCUGAAGCUGUGCUGGGGCAUCUGGAGCAAUGGCGCGCCAAAGUUCUACCACGAAGCAGGCACGGUGAACUUUGAGGAUCCACCCCCCAUGGCCUCAGCCACUGUGAGUCUGUCCACCAAGAUGCAAGAAGCCGUUGCUCCCGUGAUCAUUGCAUUCAAGACGACGGCAAGCCGAUCGGAAUAUGCGACGCCGACAGGGCAAACGAUGCUGAUGCUGCGAUUCAUGGACGUGAGCACCAAGUUGGAGCCCUUCUUCUACUCCACGGAACAGGGCAUCCGGGGUGUGUACGCCAUGCCGCCCUACCAGGAAGUGACGAAGCCACAGCAGAAACAGCAU
Molecule: messenger RNA, 480 nt
Organism: Symbiodinium pilosum
Lineage: Eukaryota; Dinophyceae; Suessiales; Symbiodiniaceae
Source: the annotation of a GenBank genome assembly